UGCGCUUACGUGGUGAUCAUCAUGGCGACAUACUGGGUGACGGAGGUGCUGCCCAUUCCCGUGACGGCGCUUAUCCCCGUCGUGAUGUUUCCCGUCCUCAACGUCGUGCCCGCCAAAGUCAUCACCAAGGCCUACAUCAAUGACACGAUUCUGCUCUUCAUAGGAGGUCUGUCAGUAGCGAUAGCUAUCGAACGGUGGAACUUGCAUAGGAAGAUAGCGCUCAGAAUACUCCUCAUAGUGGGCUCAGAACCAAGAUGGCUGAUGUUUGGUUUGAUGAUAUCGAGCUGGUUUCUCUCCAUGUGGAUCAGCAACACGGCCACGACGUCCAUGCUGGUUCCCAUAGUGGAGGCCAUCCUCGUGCAGCUCAAGGGAACGCACGACAUCGUCAAGGAUCAAACACACAGUGACACGUUUGUAGCCGAUAAUGGAGAAAUAACUGUGAUGGUUGACAUGAAAACCGAAAAGCCUACUGGGAACGUGGAGUCACGUGACGGGGAAUCGAAGCAGAUUUCCAAUGGCGAUGAAUCAAAGACGCAAGAACAAAAUUCCCCUGCAUCGCUGGAGGUCUCCGACGACAUCUACAAUCGCCACUACACGAGGAUGUGCAAGGCGCUGUCGCUGUGUAUCUGCUACGCCGCCAACGCAGGCGGCAUGUGUAGUCUGACGGGGACGGCUCCCAACCUGGUGCUCAAGGGACAAUCAGACAUUCUGUACGAGAAAUAUGGCGGGGUAUCUCCGGUGAAUUUCGGCAGCUGGAUGGGCUUCGGUCUUCCUCUUGGUUUCAUCGUCCUCAUCAUCACGUGGGUGUGGCUUCAGAUCUUCUUCCUCAGAUGCAGCGAUGGGUGCACCUGUCUGAAGUCCGACUCGGCGAGGAAGAAGCAGUCUUCCAGGGUGAAGAAAGUCAUACAGAGCGAGUACGACAAGCUAGGACCUGUGACGUUUGCACAGCGUGGAGUAUUAUUUGUCUUUGCACUUCUUGUUGUGCUGUGGAUAUCACGUGACCUUGGAGGAAUUGGAGGUUGGGGAAACCUCUUUGAUAAAGGCAUGGUAAAGGACUCCACUCCAUCAAUACUAUGCGCCAUACUUCUUUUCAUUAUCCCGUCAUCCAAGCCCGACAUCUUCUGCUGGCGAGACCGGACGCCUGGUGCUGAGCGGAAGCCGUACAAGCCUCUCCUGGAGUGGAAGGUCGUGCACGAGAAGAUGCCCUGGGCUCUCUUCCUGCUCAUUGGAGGAGGAUACGCUCUCGCCAAGGCCUGCGAGGAUUCUGGCCUAUCAGCAUGGGUUGGCCUACAGCUGACAGUGUUUAAAGACUUCCACCCGUAUUUGAUGCUGCUAAUACUGUGCUACAUCACUGCUGCAGCUACUGAAGUUACCAGCAACACGGCUAUAGCAAACCUCAUCAUCCCCAUCAUGUCCUCGCUGGCUCUCAAUACUGGAGUUAACCCUCUCUUCUACAUGUUUCCUACCGCCAUAGCGACGUCAUUUGCAUACAUGUUACCAGUGGCAACGCCACCAAAUGCCAUUGUGUUUUCAUAUGGACAUCUAAGGGUUAUCGACAUGGUCUCUGCUGGCUUCAUUCUCAACAUCCUGGCCGUCCCGCUGUUGCUACUGGCAACAGCCACGUGGGGUACGGCGCAGUUCGAUUUCGACGUGCUUCCAGACAUCUUCAGACACAAUCUCACACUGAACGCGACUAUAUAAAUGUUAUCAAGAUCUACCAAAGAGCAACUCCAGGCGGACUCUGUAAUAUUAGUAUGUUGUUAUACCUGUGAGGUAUAUAUCCACAUAUAUAUGCCAAAACAUAAUACCUGCAGUCCGUCCCAGCCUCCGUAAACAAUAUUUUUGUAAAUAAUUUUAUUUUGAUAUGGACAUAACAAAACAAACAAAAACACUUUUUUUUUUUUUUUUUUUUUUUUUUUUUUUUUGGUAAUUUAGAAAACAAUCGGCUCAGAAAUAAAUAACUUGUAGUACAAAUGCCAUACUAAGACAACGGCGCUCUGUGUGGGAAGGACUAUAAAAGUCUCCACUAAAGGUGUUAUCUCAAAGUUACAUAAUAUCGGCUUCCCGCUAAAAUUGUUUAUUAAGUUUGUCAUUGAAUAGUAAACAUUAUACCUUCAACUGCAUGCCCAUUAAAAUAUUUUAAUUUAAUGGUAGAAAACAAUAUUAGAGAAUCUAUAGAGAACGACUGGCCAAACUAGGCGUGAACACCCUGUAUGAUACAGUGUGUCGUUAUACUACGAUGAUGGUGUUGUCGGCAAGUUGGCUGUCCGUGCAACUCAUCUGUCGCUGACGGCUCUAUCAGGACGCCGACAACUUGCCAGAUUUGUAGAUUCUCCAGUUUCAUAUAAGAGAUUUGAUAAGACAGGAAUCCAGUCAUUUGGAACGUGAUUUUGUUUACACGGCAUGCGAGCACAUCACAGUAUCGACAUUCCCGAUUUAUUUGUGCCGAGAUUAUGUGUGGGAUCCAUUAACGUGUAGUUAUUUUAAAACAGUAACUGUGAAAAUAGCUCUUGUAACUAUGGCAUAGCACCUUUAAGCGUUUUAACAAACUUUGGAAAACAUUAUUAAAAUGUUGUCGUGCAUCGUGCAUGAACUCAGUAAUUGAACACACACGAACAUUCCAAGCAAGAAACUGUCAUUUACGUUUUAUUCAGAACAGUACCAUGUUUUUAGAGGACCAUGCAUCUGGAAACGUAAACUUGCUGAUCAAGCUGAAACACUUUCCUUCAGAUACUAGCUCCUCUUCACAGAAAUCUCAGGUUUGAGUCAAUGUAUAUAGAACUCACGAGGAGUGCAUCGGAUGCACUCGGUGACCAAGUCCAAUUUUUACAAACAUUUCAUACAGAGAGAUCUGAGGCAAUCAAUUAUAAAACAGGUCUGCCGUCCCUUGUAACAGUUAAUCGGUAUUGGCACUGCGUCUGCUAGUUACUGCAUACAGGCCCGGUUCUAGUGUGGUUAUUUAACCAGAAGAUUCCAUAAAAAUGUCGUUGUAUGAUAUAAUAUCACAUGUAUUUAGACACUGGACGUAUAUAAUCAGCGAUUGUGUGUUAACUGUUAAUGUAUGCUGUUUAAAUGAAGAAUAAACGAGUAUAUGAGAUUA
Molecule: messenger RNA, 3100 nt
Organism: Gigantopelta aegis
Lineage: Eukaryota; Metazoa; Mollusca; Gastropoda; Neomphalida; Peltospiridae
Product: solute carrier family 13 member 5-like
Exons: 13
Coding region: 22-1701 (559 amino acids)
Biological process (GO): monoatomic anion transmembrane transport
Cellular component (GO): membrane
Molecular function (GO): transmembrane transporter activity
Source: RefSeq, a predicted model, not a curated record